CGCUCUCGCGGGCUUCCUGUAGUUUCCGGGCGCCGCUUGGUUCUGUGAACUGUUGCACGGUUUGAUUCUAAUUUCAGCCUUUGAACAUUACUGCAAGAACGGAGCUCUCUGAAAAGUUCUCGCGGUGUCUUAACUGACUGUCGAUACCUGUUGAUUUCCAGUUUGUGAAAAAAAAACCUGAAGUUUGGAACUAGAAAGAAAGAACAGAUGCAGUGCUUUGGCCCGCCUCUGAAGGACUGACAUGUAACAUGUAACUCGUGUUGGGCCACAUUUGGCUGUCAAACAGCUCAGUUUGGAAAUAUGGCAGACAGUUUUUACAAGUUGGAAGAUGAAGUCCUCCCCAGUUUCCUAUGUGACACCGUGGACAGCUUUAGUGGACGUGCCACACUGGGGAAUGUGACACUGGGCUCAGGCCCAGGACUUCCUGUGGCAGCCUCUACUGUAGCCAAAGUCCGACCCAGGUCUGAAAACAGAGAGGAUCCUGGUGACUCAUAUCUGGAUGAUAAAGACUUGAAACAGGCCAGCUCACAGUCAUCAGUGGGAGAACAUCCUAAAUUUACCCUCAGCUUUAAAGAUGACUUGGACAAAGCUGAUGAAUACAUUGCAGCCCAUCGUCUUUCAGACAUGUUGGUGAAAAUUAAUAUGAAUGACAGUGCAUCUCAAAAUCAAGCUACUAAAACGAGGCUGUCUGGCAAACACUCACUCUAUGGCUGGCCUGCAGAACACACAACAGAUUUAUCCACAGACCUGAUGACACUUCCUCACCUUGGACAAAAGGACAGAUCAGAUUCAAAGGUCUUACCUGCUGCAGUUGGAGAGGACAAUGUGCAGAGUGAAGGAAUUGACAGUGAUCAUUAUAGCAGCAGUAAUUCAAGCUUCCUGGCCAAUGAGAGGCUCAUGUCUCUGGACAGCAUGAACAGUGAGUUGACAGAUGAUGACAAUGCGGACUUGAACAAUAUGCCUGAUGACGAACUGGAGCUGUACUUCAACAAGCUGAUGCCCCCUGCCAUGCAGAGAGGCAGAGUGGAGGGCCAGGAGAUCCCAUCAAUUGGACUCCCUGCAGCUGCGACUGACGACCUGUCAAACGUAAAAUCAGAACCAGAACAGUACAGGAAUCAGUACCUUGAUAAUAAUGACCAGGAGGACUUCAGGAUGCCUCAUGUGCGUCUGGCUGCUACAGGCAUGGACUCUUGUCCUGCCAGUGAUGAGGACACUGAGGAUGAGCUGGAGUCUGCCAGAAGAAACACUGCUGCCAGAACACGAUUGCUACCAAGCACAUCCAGACAACUGGUUGGAGAGAGCAAUCGUCCCAGCUUUAGGCCAGGUUUAGAAGGAGGUAGUUCUGAUGACGAGUCUUAUAGUGGCCGCAGUGGUCCAUCCGUCUCUGGGAUUGAACACAGAAGAUCUGCUGAAGGACAAGUUAUCAACCCACCUGUUACAGGUGACGGAGGAGGUGGAGAUGGCAGCAGUGGGAGUGACGAAAGUGGGAGUUUUAGGACAUCUUCAACUGUCCCUCUUCCAACAUCCAGCAUCCCCACCACCUAUGAUGUUCUGCGUGGGCUUGGUAUUGUAGGAAGCAGUGCUGCUGGUGACGAUGAUGAUCUGAAUAGCCUGGUAGGACCAGGGAGAAAUGGCCUUUCUCGACCUUGUGAGAUGGGGGACCGAGUUGGUCCUGUCGGAACAGGAGAGGCCAGCUGUUCUCAAGGGGCAACAACGGGUAUGCAAAGGCUGUCUCCUGUGAAUUGGAGCAUGGUUCUAGACCGUCAAGAGGCCCUGGAUGCCAUGGAAAGCACAGAAAUUGGUCCCACUGUUGACCGACUGCUAGAUUCAGUUUAUCUAAGGAGUGGAGCUAGACUCAAAAGGCCCCAAGACCUGACUUACUCACACCUUCAGGGCACUCAGGGAAGCUUCCAUCUCUCCCAGGUUCUGCACUCAGAAUGUGGAGACAAGAAUGACGAUGAUGGAGUUGAUGUACCUGAUGGUGCCAGGUCUUCUUUAGGUAUUAGGGGAGGACCCUGCGGCGAUGUGACUGCUGCAGAAGCCUCUGGCAGUAACAGUGAAAAUGAGGCUGAUCCCCUUUCCACCUCUCUGGAACCAAAGUAUUUUUCUCAGAGCUUUCACCAGGAACAGGAAGAUCCAGAUGACUGGAACCACUGCCCAGACAGCAUGGAACUUGACUUUCAACAAGGUGCCAAUGCUUCUCACAAUGUGGUUUACCAGAAUGAAGAGGGUCAGUGGGUCACAGACCUGGCGUAUUACUCCUCCUUUGAGAAGGAAGUAGAUGGAAAGGCUUCAGAAAACAAUGGUCGUUUUCAAAAUGAGGAUUUUGUUAAUCCAUGUGAUGCUUUAGAAAAGAUUGCAAAGGAUCAAGAGCAGUUUGAGAAAGAGCACCAAUUCAUCCAGGAAGAGAAGAUUGAAGCAGCCAACCCCAACACCACUGUGGACAGUGACUCCUCAUGGAAGGUGCCCAGCAGCAGUCACAUCCUCAUGAGGGCAUCUCAGGUGUCCUCUGAGUUUAAACAGGGGGACCAUAGCUACCUACGGCUGUCUUUUGGGGAGUUUUUUGGACAACGGUCUGAAGCCCUGGGCUGUUUAGGCCUCAGCCGUGAUGUUGAAGGAAUCAAACGGCCUUCUUUUGGUUACAUUAUCACUUCACCAGAGAAGAGGGAACCGUUUGCUCUGAUUCACCCCACAGAACUCACGGCUGUUGUGACCCCUUCUCACAGUGACACCAUGGAGCUCAGUGAAGCAGACAAAACACUCAACCCAGAAGACUUGGAUAAAACUCUUGAGGCGCUGCAUGACAGAAUAUCACCUAAAGGUGAUGUUACCCCUCAGUCCAGUUGCAAAGAGAACCGUACUCUCAGUUUUGCACUACCUGAUCAUGGUGUGGGAUCUGGCUCUGAUCAGAGCUUGAACAACCAAACCACUGUUAGCCCCGACAUCAACAGCAGUAAUCUGAUGCUGAGUAUCAGCACCAUUGCUUCAGCUAUUGCUGAUGCCUCCAUCAGCACCGACCCAUCACAGUUGGCUGCCAUGAUCAUGGAGCUGUCCAAGAGGAGCAAGGCAAGGAAGCAGCCUGUUGAAGCUGCUGACAGCAGGACAGUGGACCCACCUUCUAAUGAACAGAUCCUUUCUGAGGACACAGAACACAGCACCAUGUUUGAAGGAAGUACCAGCAUUGGUGAUCUAAGUGCUUUUGAUAUGGAGAAAUACCUUAAAAAGACUGACAUGUCCACCACCAGUGAUUCCUCUUUAGCACACAUGACCCUUGACCUGUCAAAAUGGGACAACAACCUCAGUAGGAUUCCUAAAUUGGCUUAUUGUGGGGAUCAAAACACAAACCUUUGUCAUUCAGCAGACACUGAUAUAAGAAAUACAUCCUCUGGAUUGUCUCUGGUAAAUGAAUCGUCAACAGAAAAAAAGCGGGAUUUGAAAAGAAGUCCCAUUCCUCCUACCCGUACAUCUACCAGUUCUUCAAGGAGGUCUGUGGGUUCAGGACAGUCCUCCAUUUUAAAGACAUCUUCAGUCAAAUCUGUUGCCUGUGACCACAGUACUAUGUCUGUCUCCAAGUCCUCCAGUUCCACUAACACAGAAAACGGACUAAAAGAGGCUCAGUCUAAUUCUCACAAGUCCAAUAGGUCUUCUUCAGAAACUUUGCAAAAGAGUGAAAAAGUACCAGCUGUCACUCCUGUGGGUCCCAAACCCCCCACAGGGUCCAAAGUAGAGUCUAGUGUACCUUGUUCCAAAGGUUUCUCCACAACAUCUCAGAAACUGAAGAGUCCAGAUCACCAACAGGAUCAACACAGUAUGACACCUGAUCGAAAACCACAACUCUCAAAUACGACAGCUGCCAAACCAUAUAAUACUACAGAGAAACAAGUUAACGCCUUUGGUCAGAGCACAAAACCUCUGCCUGGCAUUUCUUCAGAUCUCCCAAAGUGUUUUGCGGAACCCUUUGUGGACGAAACGCAGUGCAACUUCAGACCCUCCACCUCUCCACUUACCCACUCCUCCCCAAGUCAGACCUCGCUUCCCAAUGCAAAUGGAAUGUUGUCACCUCCUUCAUCCAGUGGAGGUCUGGCAGAUAAACGUGCAAGCGUUGACACUUCUCCUCAGUCUACGUGUUCCAGCCCGAGUCUCAGCAGACUGACGUACAUCUCCAUGAAUGAUGGCACUGCCAUUCCUACACCUGAGAGAAGAAAGAACAACUCUACAAUGGCACUUAGCACAACCAUCAUCAGAUUCAGUCCAACUCCACCUGUAGACCCAGAUGAUCAGUCUAACCUCAGUGCUCCCCCUCUGCCUAAGAGCUUGGAGCAGGCAGAACCUCAACACUCCAAAAGUUUGGACACUCUACCAGCCCAGCAGCGUAGAAGCCCAGAGCAGUCACGUACUGGUUCUGCUUUGAGCUGUUCUCGCAGUCAGAGUGAAUGUAACUACCACUGUCCAGGUGACAGAACAAGUGAUCUUGCAGCUGGCUACAAGACACACAAACAUUUCUCUGAAUCCAAUGUAAGGCAGCUCACUAAAGUGGAUUCAGGUUAUUGUAGCAAUCUGAACAUUCAACAAACCAGAAGCAUGGCAGUCCCUGAUGGCUCCCAGCAGUGGGGAACUGUUGGAUCAGUGUCAACUUCAGUGUAUGCUGGUGGUCUUGGUGUUCCGCCAUCAUUUUCAGAAGGAUUUCAUUAUGUCCCCAUCCCUAGCUUUAAGACACAGUGUUCUGCUCUUGUUGACAUUCCAAAUGCACAAUUGCACAAUGCCAACCCACUUUACAACUCCCAGCUGGCUCAGCAGUAUCUGGGAUCAUCGGAAGCUCCGUUACAUCCUGGUACUUAUACAGGAAGGGUCAUGGGAACUGGCCUCUAUAAUAUUUCCUCGACAGGACCUCUGGGAGUUCCAGCAGCUGUUGGCUCUCAUCACCUUCCCAGAUCCCAUCAGAACCAGCUAGACCUUGCAGGAAUCGGGAAACCCUACAGUCACUAUGACACUGAGGCACUCGGUGGUCUAGGUGGUGUGGAAGAACUUAGAGGACAAGUGGUGGUUCCGGCUGAGCUGCAAUUCCCUCAUGCCUGCUGUGUAGGCAUCGCCGCUCAGACCUCUCUCAACAUCUUCAACCCUUCUGAGAGAUGGCAGCAAGUGUCAGUCACUGUCACCAGCCUGUCUAUUGAUGGAGAGAAGGUGGACAGCCUGCCUUAUCAGUGCCUGGUGGUAAAGAACAAGACGAUCAUUGGACCAAAGAGUACCGAGGAACAGAAGGUGUUGUUCAUACCUCCGCAGCCUGGUGUUUACCAGUGUGUCUUGAGCGUCUGCUCGUGGCCUGUAUCUGCUGAGACAGCGUUUGCUGCCAGGGCUAAUAUCUUUGCUAAAAGGGUUGUGCUGGUUGCCAUAGCACAGAAUCCCUUGAUAGAGGUUGAAACAAACAAGUCUGGGUUUCUUGAUUUUGGAGACCUUCCUGGAGGCAGUUCCAAAUCUCUUCCCCUCAAACUGGUCAACAAGACACAUGCCACUGUCCCUGUCCGCCUAGUCAUCAGUGCAAAGGCCACAUCAUGGAGAUGUUUCAGCUUUUCCAAACAGCCUGCCACCAUGACACAUGAAGCGUCACAGCAGACAGGACAUAUGACCCCAGCCUCCACUCCCUCAGUGAUGAAUCAUGUGAUGCCUGCCAGCUAUGGAGAGGAUCCAGCAACUUUUCUGGUCUGGGUGCAUUUCAAAGCCCCUGAAAAAUAUGCCUCUGCAGGAGAACUUGGUCCAGCUGAUGAGUUCAUUGCUCGGGUAGAUGUUGAACUGGACUCUCCAGGUCCCAAUCAUGUCAUCUUCAGUGUCCCCCUAAGCGCCAGGUGUGGAACUGCUAGGGUACAUGCUCCGAAAGACCUGCAGACCUUAAGCCUCUCUGCCCCACUGGGUAAAUCCAGCAAACAGACACUGCCAUUAAAGAAUGCUGGGAACAUUGAUGUGGAGCUUAAAAUCAAGAGCAGUGAUGAUGAAGGCUCUUUUUCUGUGACACCUGAGGAGCUGUUGCUCAGAGUAGGAGAGGAGCAGGAAAUCUCUGUAACCUUCAAAGCACAGGCCAACAAGAAAUGCAGAGACUGCCUUCUCACCAUCUUGGUGUUACCAUCAGGCCCUCAGUAUGAAGUAACCCUGAAAGGUACUGUUGUCCCAGAGGACUAUGGGAAAUCAGCCAUUCCUUCUGCUGUUGCUGGCCCCGGUCUUUCCAAAGACAUCCCACCGAUUUUGUCAAAUAAACAGUUCAUAGCCUGGGGAGGGGUCACCCUGGGACGAGCUGUCCAACAGAAGCUGGUCUUAAGGAACAACUCCAACAAUUCUACACAGCAGCUACGGCUACUGAUACGUGGUCAAGACCAGGACUGUUUUCAGCUACAGAGCAUGUUUAGUCCAGAGGAGCGUCUGACCCGUCAUGGGGAGCUGUCUAUCCGUCCCAGAGAGGAUGUAGCAGUCCAUCUGCUCUUUGCUCCCACCAGGGUGGCUUCCAUGCUGGCCAAGCUGGAGAUCAAACAGUCUGGAGUCCGACCUUCACAGCCAGGAGUCAAAUUCACUAUUCCACUGUCAGGCUACGGUGGGACCAGCAACAUCAUCCUGGAGGAUCAGAGGAAACAGGCUGACAGCUACGUGGCAACACUGACUGACAUCGCUGUUGGUCGUGUCAGCAAAGUGUGUCUGUGUGUAAGGAACACAGGUUCUAGAGCAGCCUUUAUCAAAGCUGUGGCCUUUACUGAUAUGCAGACUAGAUCGGUUUUGCAGCCCUCUGUCAUCAGCCUUGCACCGUCACAAUUUGUGCUGAAGGAAAGGACUCAAGAGGUCAUAACAGUGCUCAUGAAGUCUAUGCAAAGGGAAGUGAACCUGUGCCAAUCCUCCAGUCCUCUGCUGGCUACAGUUUAUCUUUUCUGUGGAGAUGAACUCUCCAGGCAGCAAUUCAGAAGAUUACUUCAGAGCAAACCCCAGGCUGCACAGAAGGCCCUGUCUGAAAACAGUCUGCUGAAAAACAUUGAAUUUAACGAGAAGUUUCUGGGAGAAGAAAGUGUUACAGAAGCCUGUGACCUUCCUCAGCGGUCCAACGAGGCUCACAUCUUCUAUGGCAACAUGAGUAAAGUAGCGGUGUCAUUGAUGGGAACAACAAAGAGCACCGACUGUGAGGAGAGAAAUGAAGCUGAACUUUUGCUGUCCUCUGGUAGAUACGGUCCAGACAGUGAUGGUGCUUUGGCAAAUGGCAGCGUGUCGUUGGAUGUGCUGCCAGUCAAAGGUCCUCAGGGUCCACCGCUUAAUGUGACAGAACCUUCUUUGAAGGUGUCAGAGCCAUGGACUGUCCAUCCAGAACAGCUGGUCCUCACAACUCCCACCAUGAAUGGUGCAACCACCACCAGUCAGAUUCAGAUUCGUAACAACACGUCCAGAGUGCUCAGCUUUGAUUUGUCCUGGCCAGCCCACUGCCUCACCAUCACCCCUCAGCAUGGGGUUAUUGAGCCGCAGUGUCAUCUACAGAUUCUCGUCAGUCCCAACCCAUCACUAGCGACUAAACCUGCUCUGCUGCCUUGGAGUGGACAGGUGUAUGUCCAGUGUGAUGGCCAACAGAAGUUCAUUAAGGUCCAGAUCCGUCAGGACUUGGCGCUGGAUGUGUCCACAGCUCCAGCAGAUGGCUCUCUGUCGGCCCUGCCCCCUCUUGCUGCCACCCCUGUGCUGCCUGUGGUCAGGCUCAACAACAAACCGUCUCUGCCCCUUCAGAGCCCACAGACUCCAGCGGCUCCUCAGGCAUUGGUGGAGAUCAGCAACAAGACGAUCCUCUUCCCAACUACUCCUUCAGGGGAAACAUCAGAGGCCCAGCUGGAGGUGCAGAAUAAAGAAGUAGAAGUGAGGUGGUACCUGUCAUCAUUCGCCCCACCGUAUGUCAAGGGGGUUGACAACACUGAAGAUGUGUACAGAGCAACCUACACUGCUUUUAGAUGUUCCAGGGUCUCAGGAAUUCUGGGGGCCCAUGAGAAGAUGCAGGUGCCUAUAACAUUUCUGCCCAGAGACAGAGGAGAUUAUGCCCAGUUCUGGGACUUGGAGUGCCAUCCAGUGUCUGAGCCUCAGCAGAAAAGCAGAAUCCGCUUUCAACUUUGUGGCACUGGAUCAAAAAGUGGACCAGUGGAAGGACCACAGCAAAGAGACAACACACUCAUAAAAACUGAGCCCACGGUCAAGACCAGAAAGAAAGCUGAUGCAUCUGCAGGCAAAGCCAGCCAGGAGGAGGCGGCGUGGAGGGGUGUGUAUGCUCCUCAGGAGCUCUACACCUUCCCUACCACACGAGUGGGAGAGUCCAGCAGCCUGAAGGUCAGCAUCCGCAACAACUCGGCCAACAUGCACGAGCUGAAAUUUGUAAACACUAAGGAGCCCUUCUACAUCAAGCAUUCCAAAUAUUCCCUGAGAUCACAGCACUAUCUGAAGCUCCCUGUCCAGUUCAAGCCCAGCACUGCAGGCAGACACGGAGGUUUACUGCUCAUCCAGUCAGAAACAAGUGGAAAUCUUGUUAUCCAGCUGACUGGUGAGGCAGUGCCCUGAACUCUCCAGCUUCCAUCCUACACCAACUGCCUCCCACUGCUGACUGACUGUCGUUGGGUGAAGGCUGCUGCAUUGUCUCUUUAUUAAAACUGCAGAGGACAAAUUGAAAAAAAGGUGCUAAAAUGCUGCAGAAGAUUAAAUGGACUGUUGUUUUUUCAUUUUUGUAAAUGUGGAUUGAAGGUGAUUAACUGGAUUUGACAGAGGGAUCUGCAGCCAGCAUCUGCAGCCAGCAUCUGCCUUUCUGGAGAAGGCACAUGUGCCUUCAGGUGCCCUGUGGAAAACAAGUGUCCCCAUGUGUGCCAGGAAAGAACUGAAUAAUAGGUCUCACCGGCCCAUAAUUAGUCCGCCUGCCUCUGGCGUUUCACAGACUUAUUUUUGCCACUUGACUUUGUCUUCUGCCUGAGUUGUGUCACAUGGGAGCGCUGUUGUUGCUAUGGCCUGUCAGACAGUGGCAGCAGCAGUCAGGAGAUGCUGAGGAUUACCUGGAGUCAGUCCCUCUGGAAGGCCUUUGUCUCUUGGUUGACUACAUGGCUGCAGUCAUUUUGGUUUUGAAAAAGACAUGUUUUGAGUCCAUUUUACGCAAUGUUAGACAGAGCUGGAAUCUGAAAGUGUUCAGCAACUAAAGUGAAAACAACACCUGCUGAAAACUCUUUUCUUCUGUACCUAAACUGGGUCUGCUAAUAUUUCAUUCGUUUUUCUCCGUCCUAUGUUGAGGUUGUUUCUGGUCAUUUCUGAUCUCACCUGCACCUGAUCACUUGUUCACUUCCCAGUCUCUAACACUUGUGCCCUAUUGACAUCUUAUUGUUUGGCUGGUCAGUGAUGAUAAUUUGCUUGAAACUUCCCUCUAGACUUUUUGAUUUGUCUUCUCUGCAGCUGUUCUGAAACACUGUUGAUUACAGUUUGUCAUGAAGGAAAAAAACAACUAAAUUUUCCUCUUGGCUCUAGGGCAAAUGGAUAAAUUGCACAGGAAGGGUGGGGUUUGAAUCUGUUUUUUUUCUGUGGCUGAAUGAAGAAAUUGUUUCUAUUUACCAUCGAAGAUGUUGUGGUUUUUUUUGUUUUUUUUUAACCGUCAACAGCCUUCUUGAAGUAGAUAACACUAGUAUGGAGAGACGUUCACAUGUUUGCUAGGUUUUGAUAUGAAGACCAACUAUACGUCCACUGACUGCGUUAACAAGUUUGAUUUACAAUUUGCACAUGUUUAAAUAGUAUAUUAUGUAAUAUAUGUACACAUUUAAAUAAAAUUUCUAAUAAA
Messenger RNA from Cynoglossus semilaevis (tongue sole), 9808 nucleotides. It is a transcript of the gene cep192, whose product is annotated as centrosomal protein 192. The transcript is spliced from 52 exons. Gene Ontology annotation, biological process: centrosome-templated microtubule nucleation; protein localization to centrosome; mitotic spindle assembly. Gene Ontology annotation, cellular component: cytoplasm; centriole; pericentriolar material. Lineage: Eukaryota; Metazoa; Chordata; Actinopteri; Pleuronectiformes; Cynoglossidae. The record is from RefSeq and is a predicted model, not a curated record. Bases 301 to 8556 code for a protein of 2751 amino acids. Gene Ontology annotation, molecular function: protein kinase binding.